AUGCAGAAGGCGGAGCUGUACGGAAUACUCGACGACUAUCUGGAUGGUCAUGAAGAGGUCCUUGGUCCUGGUCAAGGAAAUGCAGAAGUAGUCCAGGCGGGGGGCUUACAAGCUCUGUGGCACCAUCUGGAGCUCGACGACGAUGACGACGACGACGACGACGACUGGGAGGACGAGUCGGAGGAAGGCAGCAGCUCAGACGAGUGGACGGACUGCAGCUCCUCCUCAUCUGGAGGCGGCAGCACCACCGGCUCUGACGAAGAGGAGCUCUCGGAUGGUUCGUCUUGUGGAUCUGACGAGGAGCUCGUGACGGAUGAGGAGGCAGACCACAUCGUCGAGGACAGCCAAGUUUUCGAGGAGGAGACAUCUCAGUGUUCGCCAAGCCAGCCACCAGAGAAGCGGAUAUCGGAUGAGUGCACGGACUGCAGCUGCCCAACGAGGGACGAGUCGUAUUGUGGCGACGAAUCGGACGACGGCUCCAGACACUGA
Messenger RNA from Schistocerca serialis cubense, 489 nucleotides. RefSeq names its product nucleolar transcription factor 1-like. The transcript has a single exon. Bases 1 to 489 code for a protein of 162 amino acids. The record is from RefSeq and is a predicted model, not a curated record. NCBI's taxonomy places the organism in Eukaryota, Metazoa, Arthropoda, Insecta, Orthoptera, Acrididae.